AUGGGGGAGUACAGGAAGUGGAGGAGCGCGACAGCCGGCGUCGUCAGGGGUGGGGUGGGGGAAUUGGUGGAUCUCAGUGGUGAGCUGUGGAAGGAGAUCGCCGCCGCCUCGACGGGAGGGUCACGGCCGUCCACCGGGAUCCAUACCUUCUUUGGAAAAGCUGCUCACCUCGUUGAGUCAACCACCCACGUCGGCCACUUUCAGAAGGUUCUCACAUCAAUCGGAAACUUCUGCAUUUGCUCCAUUGCCAUUGGGAUGACCAUCGAGUUAAUUGUGAUGGCGGCUGUUCAACACAGACCGUACCGCCAGACAGUUGAUAACCUUCUGGUGCUUCUCAUUGGAGGGAUUCCAAUUGCGAUGCCCAUGGUUCUGUCUGUAACUAUGGCUAUUGGAUCACAUAAGCUUGCACAACAGGGUGCUAUUACCAAGAGAAUGACUGCAAUUGAAGAGAUGGCCGGAAUGGACGUGCUUUGCAGUGACAAAACAGGAACAUUGACACUCAACAAACUGACUGUAGACAACAAUAUAAUUGAGGUUUUUACUAGAGGUUACGAAAAGAGUGAUGUCGUGUUGAUGGCCGCAAGGGCCUCAAGACUGGAGAAUCAGGAUGCUAUUGAUUGCGCUAUUGUUGCCAUGCUUCCAGACCCAAAAGAGGUAAAAAUCUCUCCUCCCUGA
This is a messenger RNA of Triticum dicoccoides, 675 nucleotides long. Its product is annotated as ATPase 11, plasma membrane-type-like. The transcript has 5 exons. The record is from RefSeq and is a predicted model, not a curated record. Gene Ontology annotation, cellular component: membrane. The coding region runs from base 1 to 675 and encodes 224 amino acids. Lineage: Eukaryota; Viridiplantae; Streptophyta; Magnoliopsida; Poales; Poaceae. Gene Ontology annotation, molecular function: ATP hydrolysis activity; transporter activity; ATP binding.